AUGGACGAACUGCCUCCCUUGCCAUUGUCCUCAGGGGCUGGGUUUGCAACCGUCGCUCCCCAGAAUGCAAUCCUCGACUUCUUUUUCCCGGGGAUUUCUGUCCUCUCUACCGCCGUGGAAAAGUAUCUCCAUAUCGACUUGAACAUCUAUAUCCCCUUGGUCAUGCUCCUCGGCGGCCUGGUCUUUGUCUGGCGUUAUUUCAGCGACUACGUCUGGGACAUCGUCCAGUCGUACCUCAUGUCGGUGGUCGACAUUCGCGUAGACGACGAGAUCUACAACAUGGUGAUGGCCUGGGUGUCCAAGCAACGCUUUUCCCAGGGCGCCCGCCGUUUCGUGGUUAACACCAACCUGAACUCACGAUCGUGGUACUUGUGGAGAUACAGAGAAGAUGAGGACGACGACGAUGAGGAAGGCGCCAACGAAAGCGGCGGCCAAGCCAGCUGGGAAAAGAAGAAGAAACGGGCGCUCGCCUAUACCCCGACAUUUGGGAGCCAUUGGUUCUGGUACAAGGGCCGCCUCCUCAUGUUCCGGCGGACGCAAAACACCCAGGCCGCCGCCUUCAUGACGGCCAGCGAACGCGAGGAGAUUUCCAUCUCUUGCUUUGGGCGGGACCCCUGGGUGCUGAAGGAGCUUCUACACGAGGCCCGGCAGGAAUACAUGAAGCACGAUGAAAACAAGACCAUCAUCUACCGCGGCACUACCAAGAGUGGCUCGACUGAGCCCGUCUGGCAGCGCUGUAUGGCGAGGACGAGCCGUCCGUUUUCGACCGUCAUUCUCAACGAGAAGGUCAAGAAGGACCUGAUCGACGACGUGACCGACUACCUCGACCCGGCGACCCGGCGCUGGUACUCAAACCGCGGCAUCCCCUAUCGCCGCGGCUACCUGCUGUUUGGCCCGCCGGGAACCGGCAAAUCCUCCAUCAGUCUGGCGUUGGCGGGCUUCUUCAAAAUGCGCAUCUACAUUGUCAGUCUAAGCUCAGUUACAUCCAGCGAGGAGAACCUGGCCUCGCUCUUUUCAGAGCUGCCUCGGCGGUGUGUCGUCCUUCUGGAGGACAUUGACACGGCUGGUUUGACGCAUACGCGAGAAGACGGGAAUCAGGUGCCCAACAGCGACGUGGCGCCCAACAACACAGCCACGCCUAGCAAAUCUCGCGGGCAGGGGAACGGCAACAACAACAACAACAACACCAACAACAAUCAACCUAUUGGCCGUCUCUCUCUGUCUGGACUGCUGAACAUUCUCGACGGCGUCGCUUCGCAGGAGGGCCGUGUGCUCAUCAUGACGACAAACCACCUUGAGAAGCUUGACAAGGCCCUCAUUCGGCCAGGCAGAGUCGACAUGAUUGUCAAGUUUGACCUCGCCGACGCAGAAAUGACCGCUGCCAUCUUCCGAGCGAUCUAUGCGCCCCUGGAGGGAGACAAAGUCCGCGCAUUCCCGUCUCCCGCUGCCACCACAUCCUCUCCUGGUACCUCGAGAGCGCUUUUCAAAUCGCGAGCCGGCUUGCCCACCGCCGAGGAGGAGAAAGCCCGCGAGGCGGAAGCAGCCGAGGCAGUUAGGAGAAAGGAGGAGGCCAUCGCCAAGGUGGACAUCCUUUCCAAGGAGUUUGCCUCAAAGAUUCCUGCUCGUGAGUUCUCGCCUGCUGAAAUUCAGGGGUUCUUGCUCAAGCAUAAGCGGAACCCCGAAAAAGCAGUCGAGGGCGCGGAGAUUUGGGUUGCUGACACGCGAAGGGAAAAGAAGAAGGAGCAAGAGCUAAAGGAAGCUCAGGCGAAGAGAGAAGAGGAGGAGAGCAUGAAAAAAGCGCAAGAGGAGGAGGGGGAAGGGAAGAAGAAGAAGAAAAAGAAGGGGAAGAAGGAGAGGCGCUCAAAUCGGAAGACUUCUUCGACGAAGUCCAAAUCCAGAAAGAAGGAUGAAAGCGGAAGUGAGGAGUCGAGCUCGGAUGGAGAGUCGUCUUCCGAAGCGGAGAGUAGUGAGUCCGAAUCGGAGCGAGAGGCGGCUGCCACGAAGAAGCGGAGCAGAAGCGCAGCCGCCGUGGCCGAAGAGAAGACGACUGCGCCGGCGCCUGCUCCUGCAGCCGAGGCCGAGCCGGUGGUGGUGGUGGUCCAUCCUCCUCCCACUUUCACGGUUGACACGGACAAGGCCAACGGAGCCAGUCUCGACGCGCAGAAGAACACAACGCCUCGGGAGGCGGAUUCAGGCUAUGGCACACCGUGA
Molecule: messenger RNA, 2211 nt
Organism: Canariomyces notabilis
Lineage: Eukaryota; Fungi; Ascomycota; Sordariomycetes; Sordariales; Chaetomiaceae
Exons: 1
Coding region: 1-2211 (736 amino acids)
Biological process (GO): mitochondrial respiratory chain complex III assembly; protein insertion into mitochondrial inner membrane from matrix
Cellular component (GO): mitochondrial inner membrane
Molecular function (GO): ATP binding; ATP hydrolysis activity
Source: RefSeq, a predicted model, not a curated record